Molecule: messenger RNA, 3269 nt
Organism: Pyricularia oryzae 70-15
Lineage: Eukaryota; Fungi; Ascomycota; Sordariomycetes; Magnaporthales; Pyriculariaceae
Product: serine-threonine kinase receptor-associated protein
Exons: 4
Coding region: 734-1789 (351 amino acids)
Biological process (GO): spliceosomal snRNP assembly
Cellular component (GO): SMN complex
Molecular function (GO): protein binding; RNA binding
Source: RefSeq, a predicted model, not a curated record
GCAGUACUUAAUCGCGGGGAGCCAGAAACCACCAAGUACCCAGGUACUCGGAUAUCGAUAAGAAAGAGCACAACAACAAGUCAAGCCAAGUGUCUGAUUUCGGACCCUGAAUGAGCACGGACCGUAUCAUCGCGUGAAAAUGCCCCGCCACGACCUCGCACGUAGCCGAGCGACACGGCGACAAAAAUCCUGACCGCAUUCUUCUUGUCAAGCGGGCUUUCACUUUCCCUUUCCUGUCUUUCUAAUAAAUUCGCUCACCCCAAACCGUCACCACCGCUGGACGAUUUGGCAACAGCAGAAAUCUCUCUCUACGCUUUCUUUGGUACACUACGUUUCUACCUUCCUUGUCAAUAGCAUUUUUGAUCCUCGACUGUUGCUUCCCACUAGCAGCACGCUCGUCUCUACCAACGAACCGACAUAAGCAACCCCUGCCUCCUCGAACUACUCUUGACGACCGACACGACCUGACGACUUGAACGAAAAUCUUCCGCUUCACUCGCUCAUAAUCGAAAUUAUUGCCUUUGGCAAGGCAUAGAGUGCCUCUUUUUGGAUCUGCAUCCAUCACUAUCAUUUCAAGGCUUCCUACAAACCCCUCGGUACUUUGACCAGGGAUCUAGAAUUGUGCCUGGUGUCUUUCGCUGUGUCUAUACGUUUCCUGUUUCAACUCGAAAUAUUGGACUAUCUGUCAACUUCCAGCCUUAUCAACCCAAGCUAGUCGGUCUCGAACUACAGAAUGGCUACCGAAGCCCCUCGCCAAUAUGUGCCCUUGACCUGCCACGGUCAUUCGCGACCAGUUCCCCACAUCAACUUCUCUUCUACUUUUGAGAGCGAGAACUACUUCAUGAUUUCGGCCUGCAAAGAUGGCAACCCCAUGCUGCGACAAGGCCAGACAGGAGACUGGAUCGGCACCUUCAUCGGCCACAAGGGUGCUGUUUGGCAGGCAAAGUUGAGCCCGGACAUGAGCAAUGCCGCCACCGCCUCGGCCGAUUUCAGCUGCAAAAUCUGGAACUCUCACACCGGCGAAGUUCUCUUCACUCUCAAACAUGAACAUAUUGUUCGUGCCAUCGCAUACCCCCCGAACACCUCCGACAUGGUAGCCACAGGUGGCUUCGAGAAAAAGCUGCGUUUGUGGGAUCUCCAGGCGGCGUCCAAGAAACUCGCCGAGACUACGGAGGAGGUUGCGGUCGAGUCCUCGGAGGCUCACGAGAUUGGUGCGGGCACUCACACCGACCCCAUCAAGGCCAUUGUCUGGGCUCCCGACCCAACCAAGAUCAUCACAGCCUCGGGAAAGACUCUUCGCUGGUUCGAUGUCCCGACUAAGAGUCUAGUCAAGACCCUUGUGCUUGAUGACGAGAUCAAGUCGUGCGAGUCCUCGCAGCUUGAUCCUCAAUUCGCUGAUUCCAGCGACAUCAAUGGUGGAUCUCCUGUGCUCGCUGUGGCGGCGGGGAAGACGGUUGUCUUCUUCGGCGGCCGUCAGAUGAACGAGGAGCUGAAGCGCAUCAAACUUACCCACGGCAUUGCGAGUGUGGCUCUGGACCUGAAGCAGAGGAAGUUUGCUGUGGGUGAAGAGCCCGGUACGUGGGUGCGCGUCUACAGCUACGAAGAUGAAAAGGAGAUUGACGUGCACAAGGGCCACCAUGGGCCGGUCUGGUCAAUCGCUUUCUCUCCUGACGGCAAGCUGUAUGCUACAGCCUCCGAAGACGGCACAAUCAAGUUGUGGAAAAAUUGUGAGGCGUUCUACGGUCUUUGGCGUGGCGGUGCCAAUGGAACCGAGAAGUCGUCAGACUAGAAAUCACGACGCUCUCUCGAUUCCGCGACAGUGGACAGCGGGGUUCAGUCGGACUAGUCCUCCUCGGCCCACGCUAAAGAGUCUACAAGAACAUCAAAUGAGUCUGGAGAUUCGGAUCUUCAGUCUCAGGAUCGUGUCCGCGCGAAUUCCCCGGGCUUCUGUGCGGAGAUUUCUGAAUCAUGCGAUGCUGUCAAGUUGGAAACCUGCGCUCUGGGCUCACCAACAAGCGGGAUUACUAUCAGCCACCAUUUGCAAACUCACCUGCAAAAUUGUCACAAACACACUCCAGCGCGCCGAUCAAAAGCGGGUGUUUGCUUGGAUGCGCGUUUGGUAGGGAACAGUGAAACUGGGUCGUGUAGCUCUGGCAGCUUGGGAUAUGUCACGUCGUCAUCUCUCACGGGCAGCCAGCACCUUGAAGCUAGCAACCGACCACGAGCACAAUCUGACCUGCCUUGUCCUCGCCGCGAUCUUAGCCCCGGCGCUCACAGAAAACUCAAGUUUCUUGCGGCACUUGGCCGCCGCGGACUCACAUUUAGCGAACCUCUUCCCCAACCCCAAACCCCUGCAACUGAUUGCGCCUUUUCUUGAUCAGUCAGUGCAUAGAACCUCACAAGAUAAAGGGAAAAUACACAGAUGAUGUACCAUACACAGCAUUGUCGAGACAGAUGGUGCACCUCUAGUCUACCGUCUGGAUACGCAGCAUACACCUUGCCGAAUUCAUGUUGAGUUGGCUUGACCCCCUACUCAAUAAUGUCAGUGUGGUCGCCGCACCCAUCCAGCUUGCUUUAUAAGAAUACACAGUUUUCCACUUCAAGUUACCGCAUAUAUUUUUGACUCACGUUGUCCGCACCUCUGUUCUUUUGGUUUUUGAUUGGUGCUAGAAUUUGUUCAACUUGAGCCAUAAAUCAACCUAGUUUUCGUUUUUUUUUUUAAAAAAAAACUCGCAUUUUUUAGCGCAAAAGAUAAAUCGCAACAAUCAGCGCGAGCUGAGCAUUUCGGAGUUGGUCUCCACGGCUUGGAUCUGGCUGAGGCUGUGUGGGCUGUGGUGUACUGAAACGCACAAGCAUAGACAGACGCACAUAGAAAGCUCCACAUAACGCAUUUGACUGGUUAAAGGGAUCUUCAGUGUUUCUGUCCUGUGUUGACUUUUUGCUAGACAGCCAAGACUACAAAAGCGCCGGAUGCCGACUUGCUCUUCAAAGGUCUUAGGGUUUUAAUGUUGAGGUGAUUUUUGUUUCCCAGGGGUCCGUAUAGCUAGUCAUUGUCUUUGCGGUCUUCAAACCAACCUAGGUAUCCUGCGAGGCACGGCGGUAGGAAAAGGUAAUCGUAAUGGAAGGAGGCAAAUAUACCAAUGCUCAUUGAAUCCUCCUCUCCGGAGAAUUGUAACGCUAAUCUCCGGCUUGCUCUUCACUUUUAAUCCCUACCACCUUGAAGACCUAUGGCAUUGUAUGUUCAGCUGCUCACUUAGCAUCCGUAUAAG